ACUCUAUGACAAUAUGGCAGCUCUCUAGCUUUCUGCUAUGAAAUCUGUCAUAACACAGUGAAAAAGAAAUGUUUGCCGAGUUUCUAGGAACAUACUAUGUGUAAAGAAAUGAACUAUAAUAAAAUUAUACCUGUAAAAUCUGAACCACUAGAUGAAAUAUUUGUUAAGGUGGAGCUCAAGGAAGAGACGGGGGAACGCGGAGAGGGCGCAGCGCAGAGGACGGGCCUACCCCCGCUGUGCUGCGAUGCAGAAGACAAGCUAUCCAGUAAUUGUGCUGUGGACUUGAGCUGCCAGGCAGAAGUCGCGGGGAGCCUGGUUCGCGGGUGUCCCAGAGAGGGGGGUGGUCUGCCGUCUGUCCCUCGUCCUGCCAGCACGUACAGAUGUGCGGAGUGCGGAAAGCUCUUCGACCGGAAGUGCAACCUCGUGCAACAUGUUCGAACCCACGAGGAUCGACCGCUGCCCCGCUGCAAGACGUGCAGCAGAUCGUUCACCAGCAGGAAGUCGCUCGUCGAACACACCAGAGGGCACACGGGGGAGCGGCCCUUCAGCUGCCGGGAGUGCCCCAGGUCGUUCGCGCGGGGAAGUUGUUUUCGCAAGCACGUCAGGACUCACGCCGGGGACAACCCCUGCUGCCAGAUGUGCGGCAAGUCCUUCACGUGCGUGCAGAGCUACACCGAGCACUACCGCAGUCACACCGGGGAGCGCCCGUUCACUUGCGGCGUGUGUUCCAAAACAUUCUCUAGGAAGAGCGUGUAUCGCACGCACCUCAAAACUCACACCACCGAGUACGCUUUCUGCUGCCACGUGUGCGGCAAGCGAUUCACCACGAAAAGCUACCUCGUCAUCCACAGUAAAACACACAUGGAAGAGCUUUUGUUCAGUUGUAAAAUUUGUGAGAAAUUGUUCACCAGCAAGCAGAAGUUGGUCUUUCAUCAUAGAUCUCACACCGGAGAACGCCCUUUCUUUUGUAAUAUUUGCUGCAAGUCGUUUUCGCGCAACGACUGCCUGGUGAGGCACGUGAGAUCUCACACGGGAGACAAACGUUUCAGCUGUGGUGUGUGCGGCAAAGCUUUCGUCCAGAAGAACGAACUUGUCAGACACAUCAGAACGCAUAGGUGAGACUGGAAAUCUUCCUGCUUCUAGAUGCCAAAUCAGGAUUUGUGUAUGUGGAGUAACUUACUCUUUUUUUGAGAUUACGCCUGGUUAAUGUUGUUUAUAACCAUAACUUUUAAUAUAGAUAUGAAUGUAAGGCCUAGGCCUCAGUUCAGGUUUGAGUCGGUUGUACUCAAAACAUGUGGCUGCAAGGUAUGCGACGGAUAUUCUGCAAAUCGGUUUCAUACAAGUAAUUUUUAUUUUGUGUUGAAAUGAAAAAUUUAUAUACCAAACAAUUUAAACACAGGUGACUUAUAUUUGCUGUGAUGUUUGGUCAUGUAAACAUUCAGUAAACUGCAGUGUAUUUGUGCUGAAA
Messenger RNA from Bacillus rossius redtenbacheri, 1468 nucleotides. RefSeq names its product gastrula zinc finger protein XlCGF17.1-like. The transcript is spliced from 3 exons. The coding region runs from base 97 to 1119 and encodes 340 amino acids. The record is from RefSeq and is a predicted model, not a curated record. NCBI's taxonomy places the organism in Eukaryota, Metazoa, Arthropoda, Insecta, Phasmatodea, Bacillidae.